Messenger RNA from Anopheles nili, 675 nucleotides. RefSeq names its product mpv17-like protein 2. Gene Ontology annotation, cellular component: membrane; cytoplasm. Lineage: Eukaryota; Metazoa; Arthropoda; Insecta; Diptera; Culicidae. Gene Ontology annotation, biological process: mitochondrial ribosome assembly. The record is from RefSeq and is a predicted model, not a curated record. The transcript has a single exon. The coding region runs from base 36 to 614 and encodes 192 amino acids.
GCACCUGAAAUAAUCCACCAGUGCAGCGCUCUCAAAUGAUUAGACUAGUGAAGUGGUUCCGGACUGCCACCAACAAAGCGUUUAGCAAAAAGUAUCUGCUAUUCACGAAUGUAGCCAUAUCGGUCAGUCUCUCCGGUGUCGGUGAUAUAAUCGAGCAGCAUUAUGAAAUCUACAACGGCGAGCUAGCAUCUUGGGAUCGUCAGCGGACACGCUUCAUGUCCAUAUCGGGCAUGACCGUCGGUGUGUUCUGCCAUGGCUGGUAUAACUUCAUGGACCGCCGGUUUCCCGGUCGCACCAUCGGGCUGGUACUGAAGAAGGUGCUUAUCGAUCAAACGGUCGCUUCGCCAAUAGUGAUAUUCCUAUUCUUCGCCACGCUGGCGGUGCUCAAACGUUCGUCGUUCGAGGAAAUGCGUCACGAGGUGCGGGACAAGUUCAUACGAUUGUACACCGCCGAAUGGGUUGUGUGGCCGCCGGCGCAGAUCGUUAACUUCUACUUCCUUCCUACCAAAUAUCGCGUCCUUUAUGAUAACACCAUUUCACUCGGGUACGAUGUCUACACAAGCUAUGUCAUCAAUGACGAUAGCAGUAACGAUCGAUCAGCUAUCCCGUCGUAAACGUAGGCCCCCAAGAGGCUUACCUUUCCUACACAACCAUAGGAAUAAAAGUUUGUUUAUA